Suillus clintonianus is the source of this 880-nucleotide messenger RNA. RefSeq lists its product as uncharacterized. Gene Ontology annotation, cellular component: extracellular region. The coding region runs from base 200 to 673 and encodes 157 amino acids. Gene Ontology annotation, biological process: carbohydrate metabolic process. The transcript is spliced from 3 exons. The record is from RefSeq and is a predicted model, not a curated record. NCBI's taxonomy places the organism in Eukaryota, Fungi, Basidiomycota, Agaricomycetes, Boletales, Suillaceae. Gene Ontology annotation, molecular function: hydrolase activity, hydrolyzing O-glycosyl compounds; carbohydrate binding.
GCCUGGCUGAUAUGAUCUGAAUGCCCUCCAAGAUCAUUGCAGCGCAUUCUCAAUUCAUUCGAGUGUCUCCGUACGCUUAGCAUGACACAGCAUUCCUGCUCUUGGGUAAGGCCCCUCUGUUCUUUACUGGCGUAUAAAGGGAUCACAUUUUUUGCUCGCUUUCCUCAUCAACUUUUGACCAACCUCGUCUCAACACAUCAUGUACUCGAAACUCAUUACUAUCGCACUCGUCUUCGCUGCCACCUUUGCACCCACGGGGGCAGUCACUAUCCCUAGGGACAACGAUAAGCAUAUUGUCGCUCGGUGGGAAGUUCCCCCUGCCAACCCCAAUCAAGUUUCGUGCAACGGCUAUCAGCCUUGGCAGCACGAUCUCGCAUACAAAGGUGGCUCCUCAGUGAUUCAUAACAGCCAACUAUGGACCGCUAAAUACUGGAAUUACAACAACGGCCCCGGCACUCCUGCCGACCAGUGGUAUCAGCAGGGGUGUUGCCUCGAACCAAUCUAUAAUAAAGCCUAUUGCGAGUACACUUCUCCUUGGAGCAAGACCACUGGUUACAGUAAGGGCUCUCAGGUGACUGACGAUAAACAUCUCUGGAUGUCUGUGCAGUGGACGCAGAGUAACAAGCCAGGAGACACUUCCGGUACUUGGAGAGAUUUGGGUGUUUGCCAGUAAUAGUCACAUUGAUGUUAGAGUACCAACUUAUACCAUCUCCUGCACGGUACCACUAUCUCCAGAGAGGCUCCCGGACUUCGAAAGACAAACAUUGUACAAGAUUUUCGCUUGUCCGCUCUUUGCACUAGCCUUCGAUAACCAUGGUUUUGUCACUACGUCGUCUCACUAACUACCGGCUUUGUUAUGAAAAUACUUUCUCGAUCUUCA